UAAUCUAUGGUUCUUUAGUCAAACAGAUAAUGGAAAAUAUUUUAUACGUAAUGAAGCGACGACUAUAGAAUCACACUGGCAGAUGUGUCUAUGAAAUGAUCAUCUCGUUCGGAUUUUGAAUUUAGUCCCUUUCUCCGACCUGUUUCUUAUUUUGUUACAAGGGUGAUCAUAAGUCAGUGCUUACUGCCUAGCCACAAUGAGCGGUGAAGUAACUGACAAGUUAGGAAGGAGAGAACUUGAUGUUACAAGAUCUCCCCCAUCGAAUUACCAUGUGGAGGAUUCGCAGCGCGUUCACAAGGUGGGAGUACCUCCAAGGCAGAAACUUUCUAAAGAAUUCGCAGCUACUUUGAAGGAAACUUUCUUCCAUGACGAACCCUUGCGCCCUUUUAAGGACCAACCAAAAUCUCGAAAGUUGGUCCUUGGCCUCCAAGCCCUUUUCCCCAUUCUUGACUGGGGGAGGGAUUACAAUCGGUCCAAAUUCAUGGGUGAUCUCAUCGCCGGACUUACCAUUGCAAGCCUUGCCAUUCCUCAGGAUAUUGGUUAUGCAAAGCUUGCAAAUCUUGAUCCUCAAUACGGUUUAUAUAGUAGCUUUGUUCCACCUCUGGUUUAUGCCUUCAUGGGUAGCUCAAGAGAUAUUGCCAUAGGACCAGUGGCAGUGGUGUCUCUUCUGCUAGGAACCCUGCUGCGGAAUGAGAUUGAUCCCUCUAAUAAGGAUGAGUACCGGCGACUUGCCUUCACGGCUACAUUCUUUGCCGGAAUCACUCAAGUGACUUUAGGUGUCUUAAGAUUGGGUUUCUUGAUUGAUUUUCUGUCACAUGCCGCCAUUGUUGGGUUUAUGGCUGGAGCUGCCAUUACCAUUGGUCUUCAACAGCUUAAAGGUUUCUUAGGCAUAACAACCUUCACAAAGAAGACUGAUAUAGUCUCUGUAAUGCACUCAGUAUUGACUUCUGUACAUCAUGGGUGGAACUGGCAAACAAUACUCAUAGGAGUUUCAUUCUUGGUCUUUCUUCUGAUUACCAAAUACAUUGGAAAGAAGAACAGAAAAUGGUUUUGGGUACCAGCAAUCGCUCCACUGAUUUCUGUUUUUUUCGCAACCUUAUUCGUGUUCAUCACCCAUGCUGACAAGCAUGGUGUUGCAAUUGUACACGAUAUUAAAAAAGGUGUGAAUCCAGCAUCUGCAAAUCAAAUUUAUUUCACCGGCAGAUAUCUUCUGAAAGGAUUCAGGAUCGGUGUUGUGGCAGGAAUGAUAGCACUUACAGAAUCCAUAGCAAUUGGAAGAACAUUUGCAGCCGUAAAGGAUUAUGAGCUUGAUGGAAACAAAGAAAUGGUAGCAUUAGGAACGAUGAAUGUCAUAGGCUCAAUGACAUCUUGUUAUGUGGCCACUGGAUCAUUUUCUCGCACGGCAGUUAAUUUCAUGGCCGGAUGUAAUACAGCCGUCUCAAACAUUGUGAUGUCGUUUGUGCUAUUGUUAACUCUGUUAUUGAUCACCCCACUAUUCAAGUACACCCCAAAUGCCGUUAUUGCUUCUAUCAUCGUAUCAGCCGUGAUAGGACUAAUCGACAUUGAAGCCAUGAUCCUCAUAUGGAAGAUUGACAAAUUAGACUUUAUUGCUUGUAUGGGAGCCUUCUUCGGUGUGGUUUUCGUUUCGGUUGAGAUAGGCCUCUUGAUUGCUGUUGGGAUUUCUUUUGCUAAAAUCCUGCUGCAAGUGACGAGGCCGCGGACUGCUCUACUGGGGAAGCUCCCGAUGACUUGUGUUUACAGGAAUAUACAGCAAUACCCAGAUGCAACAAAAGUUCCUGGAAUACUAAUUGUGAGAGUUGAUUCUGCUAUCUACUUCUCAAACUCCAACUAUGUCAAGGAGAGGAUUUUGAGAUGGCUAAUCGAUGAGGAAGAACAAGUGAAAGCAAAUAAGCAAACCAGAAUUCAGUAUCUGAUAGUUCAAAUGUCACCUGUUACUGAUAUAGACACCAGCGGCAUCCAUGCCUUGAAAGAACUCCACCGAACCCUCCAAAAGAGAGAGAUUCAGCUUGUUUUAGCGAAUCCGGGGCAAGCUGUGAUCGAUAAACUCUAUGCCUCUGGCUUUGCAAACUUGAUAGGAGACAACAAGAUCUUCCUCACAGUAGCAGAUGCGGUGCAAGCCUACGCUCCAAAGACGGAAGAACCUUGAAGAAUUCGUCCAUGUCAAUUCGAUAACUUUGUUCUCGCUCUGCGAUGUGCUUCUUUUUCUUUUCUUUUUUUGGUCAAACGGAAAUUAAGUGAUGUGCUUCUAUGUCUCGGUGAUGUUGCUAGUGUUGUGGUUUUGCUGAUCAAGAGUCUGUGAAAAAUUGUGAUUAGCAGUGGUGAUUUAUGGGCUUAAGUGGAGAUGGUCUCUUUUGUUUUCCCUGCAUUGCAAAGUUGUGCAGAACUUUAUUCUCUGAAUUUUGUAAGCUAUUUGGUGGGAAAAGAUUAUUCUGCUCUGAAA
This is a messenger RNA of Rhododendron vialii, 2461 nucleotides long. Its product is annotated as sulfate transporter 1.3-like. Gene Ontology annotation, cellular component: membrane. Gene Ontology annotation, molecular function: secondary active sulfate transmembrane transporter activity. NCBI's taxonomy places the organism in Eukaryota, Viridiplantae, Streptophyta, Magnoliopsida, Ericales, Ericaceae. Bases 197 to 2167 code for a protein of 656 amino acids. The transcript is spliced from 13 exons. Gene Ontology annotation, biological process: transmembrane transport. The record is from RefSeq and is a predicted model, not a curated record.